Molecule: messenger RNA, 4695 nt
Organism: Danaus chrysippus (African queen)
Lineage: Eukaryota; Metazoa; Arthropoda; Insecta; Lepidoptera; Nymphalidae
Source: the annotation of a GenBank genome assembly
AUGGCAAAGAAAUCUGAGAACAUUGGUGGUAAAUUAGUAACUGUGUCCAUUGUUGGAUUGUCUGGUACUGAGAAAGAAAAGGGUCAACUGGGUGUGGGAAAAUCCUGUUUGUGCAAUAGAUUUGUCCGCACAGACGCUGAUGACUAUAAUGUUGAUCAUAUUUCUGUUUUAAGUCAAUCGGACUUCAGUGGUCGUGUGGUCAACAAUGAUCAUUUUCUUUACUGGGGCAGCGUUCAUAAGGAGCAAGAUGAACAAGAGUAUCGCUUUGAAGUGGUUGAACAGACUGAGUUUGUUGAUGAUGCCUGCUUUCAACCAUUCAAAGCUGUUGGCAAAACCGAAACUUACAUCAAACGGUGUGUGGCCACUAAACUGCAGUCUGCUGAGAAGUUAAUGUAUGUGUGUAAGAAUCAAUUGGGUAUUGAGAAAGAAUAUGAACAGAAAUUGAUGCCGGAGGGAAAACUAUCCGUUGAUGGAUUCCUUUGUGUGUACGACGUUAGUUUAGUACCCGGACGAAGUUGGGAGAAACAAAAUGAAACCCUGGUACUUAUACUCCAGAACAUAAUAAAGUUGAAAAAACCGGUUGUGUUAGUUACAUCAAAGAAUGAUGAGGCUUGCGAGCAAGGUGUUCGAGAAGCGGAGAGAUUGGUGCAGAGGAAGGAGUUUAAAGGAGCUAUACCCAUCGUGGAAACAUCGAGCCAUGAUAAUGUUAAUGUAGACCAAGCAUUCUUUCUAUUGGCACAGAUGAUUGAUAAAUCCAAAGCUAGGAUUAAGGUGGCGAACUAUUCAGAGGCUUUGCGGAUACGAAGGGAAACUCUCGAUUUUGUCACAGAGGCAUUCACUCAGCUGAUAAGAAUACAUGUACAGGAUCACAAAGAGAUGUGGUCGGCGGUUAGCAAAAGAUUGUGUCACUAUCCAGAAUGGAUCAAAUUUGUACAACAGUUUGGAAACGAUGGAACUCAGGUGGUUUUUCGACGUCACAUCCGCCGUCUGAAGGAGGAACGAUCAGCUAAGAAACUGAGGAAGCAGUUGGCCAAGUUACCACAAGUCCUUACUAGGAUGCAGUUGUCUACUGACGACAUGCAGGAAAGUGACUGGGGCUCCGUUGUCCGUCAGAUACGUUCUCAUCGUCACUUCUCGGUGUACUUCACGGAAACGAGACCUAGGGGUAGUUCUGAUAGCGGCUCGGACGAACAACCACAUGACGCUACGCUUAGGGUUGGUGAUAGGGCGAAGUAUCAGACUUUGGGUCAAUCUCAGAAGAUACCGUUCGAGAUUUUGGAAACGAAUGAAGCGGCAGCUAUAUUCAAAACAUACUUACACGAAGCACAAGAAAAACAACGGAACUUUGAAUGGUGUCAGCAAUUCAAACGUCUAUUAGAAGAAACUGGUUACGUAACCCCAGGGAAACAAUUGUCAGAAGUAAGAGUGCUAUUGAUGGGCAGAGAGUGUUACGAAGCUUUGACAGAGGAACAACAGCAGAGAGUGUAUGACGACCAUCAGAGGGAAAUACAGAGACGAGCUAAACAUAACCUACAGGAACUGUUAUUGGAGCACGCGGAUCUGUUUUACCACUUCAAGCGGAUAUCACCCACAGGAACCAUAACACAGGAAGAUAUAAAGGAAAUCACUGAUGUGCUGCAAGAUGACUUCCGAUACAAGAUGUUAGAUCGUAUGGAGCAAGAUCGUAAGCUAAUGUUGUUUCAACAUCUUGGAUUCGUUCACUGUCCCAUGAGGGAACAUUGUCCGGCUGGCUCAAACUGCUUGGAUGCAACGCUACCUGUUAUACUUAACACUAGAGUUGGAUCUCUGACGUCAUCGAGUGAGUCUCAAUGCCUGGCAGGUCCGCCAGCGGCGCCCUGGGCCCUCACAAGCGACUCGGACCAUAUCAACGUUAUUAUAUUAGGGGUGGAAGGCGUGGCGGGUGAAUUCGGCAAGCGUCUGUCAGCUGGUUGUGAGAGUGAGCGUCGUGUGAGUGCGUCCGUCCCUCGCCGGUUAGAUCUUAGGCUGAGAACAGACGACUUCGCUACUGACGCACCGUCUGACUUCGCGCCUAAUGGAUAUUUCUGCGUGUAUCAAGAUCAGGAAUCUUUUGAAUAUAUUCGAGGUUGUGCUGAAAAAACACUCCUGUCUAGUCUGGAACAAGAAGAUAAACUUCCAUUUCAGGGCUUGCCAUUAGUUGUAAUGUUCGUCCAAGACGAGGGUAUGGAUAAAAAGGAGUUGGCCAGACUACAGGAGGAAGGACAGAAUCUCGCUGACAAUCUUCAUUGCUCAUAUAUGGAGGCGUCGGUUAACGAAUUGGGCACCGAGGCUUUUACAACAGAUGCUAUACAAGAGUUAAUACGAGCGAAUAGAGAAAAAGCUAGUUACGCUCAUCUGUAUAGAGAUCUCAUUGUCUGCUUUGAUGCUGAUAUACGUAUAAUGGUGUGCAUGUUCUGUGACGACCCCUACUCUCCGGAGCGCGCGCUCGGUCCCCUACUACAACAUCGAGCUUGUUUUUUAACGGGCGACCGAUCCAUACUUAUUGAGACAUUUUUGGGCGAUUCUAAGAGGAAAGUCGAGGUUAUAAUCUCAAGUUUCCACGGCGCGAGUCAGUUUAGAGAGGAACUUAUACAUGGAUUCAUUCUGAUAUACUCUGCUAAGAGGAAAGCUAGUUUGGCUACACUCAAUGCGUUUUCAAUGAAUAUUCCCAAUCUGCCAAUACAAAUGGUAGCUGUGACGGAAGGCGGUGGCUCUGCCAGUGCAUUUUUUGGCACUGAUCUUGGCCACGCUCUCAUAACGGACGGUAAUGCCACGGCCGAUAGACUAGGAGCACAUUUCACUACUUACAGCUGUGCGGCGGAAAAUAAAUCUGCUUUCUACACUCCAUUCUUCAAGGAGGUGUGGGAGCGUAAGGGUGAGAUUGAGAGGGCGUUCCGUUUAGAGGCGCCCCACGGUCGGUCACAUAACCCACACAACCUGCCGGAUGUAGCAGCGGCCAGGCCGGCGCCGCCACCGAGACUACACUCAUAUCAUUUGGACCAUAAAAUGGAACACAAGCUGACCAAUUCAUUAGACCUCCUGAUCGGCCCAGACUCUCGUGCGGACAUAGACUCGGAGUAUAGCGACACACUCAAUAACUCUAAGAAUAGGGGAUUUUUGAAAGGUUUUAGUGUGUACCCACCACCCAGUACGCCGCCAGAGCCCGCCCCGCCAGACCACAGGAUGCAUGCUGAUCUAUCACAUGGUGGGGGCUGGCAACCCGCGGGUUACGGACAAAGAGCUUUUACUACAGGUCGAGCAAGACCACAUCACGCACAUCCAAGAUUGAGGCAUUCACAAACAUUGAAGCAACCAGGUAAAUUGGAUAUGAAUAACUACACUAUAGUGAGCGACGCGCUGCAACAUAUUACUAUAGGACAACCACAACAUAGAGAGAGAAAGUCUCAACACUCUGGCUGGUCUCACUCCGGACAGACUCACCAUCCAUCAGGAGUUAGUUCAGAAACUGAAUUAGACGCGCAGUACGCACAGAUCAAAGAAACCAACGAAUAUAUGGAGGCGCCCUCUAUGACGAGGUUACGGAGACAUCGGAGACACGAAAAAACAACUAUGCAUCAACCUUCUUUCUCCGAGACUGAUAGUUCCGGGUCGAGUUCAACGUCGGGCGGCGCUCGCGCACACGUGCGACGCAGACAUCACGCGCACGCGCCCAGACACUAUAAGAAACGUUCUUUAGGUAAUCUAGUAGCAGUACAAAGUCCUAGAGUUCCAAAGCUUGGUAUGUUUGUUGGCCCUCCAGAGUUACCGACCGGGUAUAGGGCGAGGACACAGGAGGAUAAAGGGAGUGAAUCAAGUGAUGGUAGUUCUGACAACGAAUCAAGACGCACACGACCUUUACCACCGCCGCCCCAUCAUGAACCACAGCUUAAGAUGUUGUCCGGUGAAUAUCCUUCGACUCAGGAGAAUUCGUCUUCAAGUGCAGCGGACUCACGCAGGAGACAGGCCUUCGGUAAACAUGACCGAAGACAUAAGGAAUUUUCAAAAAGCAAAGACAAGAAGAACUCAGCUCCGUUGCAGAACACCAACUCAAUACAAAAUUGGGGUCCACAGGGCCCUCACGGAGUACCUCUAUUCGUUGAGAAGUGUAUAGAGUUUAUAGAACGAGAGGGUUUAGCGUCUGAAGGAUUAUAUCGCGUUCCUGGGAAUAGAGCACACGUUGAUAUGCUUUUCUCUAAGUUUUAUGAAGAUCCAAAUAUAGAUCUAGAAUCGCUAGAUAUACCUGUGAAUGCUGUUGCUACAGCGUUGAAGGACUUUUUCUCAAAGAAACUUCCACCGUUAUUAGAUGAAGCUAGUAUGGCGCAGUUGGAAGAUAUAGCGGCAAUGCGAGGUUGUAUCGCCGGCGGAGUUGAAUUAAAAGACCGUAGCUGGAGGCUGUUGGCGCUAAGAGCAUUACUAUCAUCUGCACUCACGCCGCCCGCAAGAUCUACACUGGAUUACUUACUGCAUCACUUUGCACGUGUCGCCGACAAUUCCAAGUUGAACUCAAUGGAUAGUAAGAACCUCGCCAUAUGCUGGUGGCCGACUUUACUUCCGGUGCAAUUCAGUGAUAUGGGCAGAUUCGAGAUGACCCGCCCGUACUUGGAAGAUAUCGUUCAAACUAUGAUAGACCAGCAUCCCUUUCUAUUCAGGGGUCAGGAAGCGUUUGUCAUGGGGUAA